Messenger RNA from Iphiclides podalirius (scarce swallowtail), 597 nucleotides. The record is from the annotation of a GenBank genome assembly. NCBI's taxonomy places the organism in Eukaryota, Metazoa, Arthropoda, Insecta, Lepidoptera, Papilionidae.
AUGGUUAACUCGUACGGAGCAGACGCCCGGACUGCAUCUCUUUCCGGCAAACAAUUGCAGUCGCUCAAAUGGGAGGGAGGCAUGCGUUUUGCACUUUCGGCUUCUAAAGCCAAAGUAGGGCUGCAGGGCAAGGGAGAGCGGGAAGGUGCAUUGCCCUUAGACCGCUCCCAACCACUGUCGCUCACAAGCAGCGCAGCGACAAAGCACCACAACAAUCCGCUUUACCCGCGCUCGAACGGAUCGCUCUUGACGCGGCCGCAGAGGCAGACGAUGGUCUUGUCCACGGACAGCACGAUGAGGGAGUCGCGGCCCAGGACGGCGCCGACCUCGCAGUUGGCCUCCUUGCACUUCAUCGCGCUCGCGAUCGGAGCGGAGGGCAUGGGGGGGCUCGCGAGCCGACGCGGGCCGCUCGGGCGCGCGUUUUGGCGCCGACUGGCCGCUCGGCCGGCGCUCUCGUGCGAGCGCCGCAGACUGUGGCACGGCGCCGCGCGCCGGCGCGACUCCCGUUACCUCACCGAGUGGCCGACCCCGCCAGCACCCCUGCUCGGCGGAUCCGUGCGCCACCUAACCCGAGCGCGAAUUGCAAUUACAGACCCU